UUCAUCGUCCAUGGAAAGACGUGUUUAAAACAAUAUACUCGGCUGUAGUUGUUUCUCUGUCUUCUCUGCAGUAGAUCAUACAUGUUAUGUCUAAUAGACGAUAAACUGAACAGAUAAAGUUGGCCAUCCUGUCCAAUUUAUCCAGUUUCGUUUUUCUCCUGGACUCCUGCUUUCUGUCUCGCGCCUCUUCCGGUAGUUUCCAGGGAAUUGGUGGGGUUCAAAGAUCUCUGCACCUCCGGAUCUACAAACUCAUUAAAACUUAUUAACCCUGAACACUGUAGUGUCUGAAACAGAGCUGAUUAAGGCUCUGAUCAGUGAUCAGUGAGCAGGUGGACUCUGGAUCUGUAGAUCAUCCUGAAGCUCUUCUUAUUCAGUUACGCCUCAGUGGCUCCACACGAAGUGAUGCUUCUUCUAUUGCUGAUGUUUGAUCUUCUCAGCUGUUCAAAUGCAGAUACCUUCUCUUUGGUGGUUCCUGACGGUGAUACAUCAGGACACUUAGGAUCUUCUGUUGUUCUGCCAUGUGGACUUUCCACUGCAUUGGACAUUAGGAGCUAUGAAGUACGCUGGUAUCGACCCAACAAAAAAGAAAACCCAAUUCUGCUGUACAAAGAUCUAAAGGUCCAGGAGAACGCUGGAGCUCCUCAGUACAGAGGCAGAGUGUCUCUGAUUGGAGAACUGCAGAAAGGGAACGUCUCUCUGAAACUGGAGAACCUUACAGUAGCAGACAGAGGAGAAUAUCUGUGCUAUGUUAAAAGUUAUAAAUGGUAUGAAGAGGCGAGCGUAUUUCUCAGGCUUCCAGUGGUUGGAUCUCCUCUUCUUCUCUCCUUUGCUGAAGCUGGAGAACAGGUGAAUGUGACCUGUGCAUCAGGUGGAUGGUCACCAAAGCCCACGCUGACCUGGAGAGACAGAGGAGGAAGAGAACUCACAGACAGUGUUAAUUAUGACUACACAGACCCUGAAGGGUUGGUGAAUGUGAGCUCUUGGCUGCUUCUCUCUCCCUCUGAGUCAGAGUGGAUCUCCUGUUCUGUGGGUUUAUCUGAUCAGGAGAUGAGAGAGAGCAGAGUUCUACCACUCAAAUCUGUUCACCACCCAGCCACGAAAACUGAUUCAACAACAGAACCAGGAGUUUCUCCAGGAUGGAAAGUUGCAACCAUCUUACUGGUUAUCAGUCUGUUGGUUCUCACUGUGGUGACAAUCAUCUUCCUCAAGUUUAGAGGUCACAUUUUCAAGAAAGGCACAACGUCCACACCAGCAGAAGAGGAAGCAUGUCGUCUUGUUGAUCCAGAAACAGCUCACACAGAAAAAAGUAACGCAGAUUUCAGCCCUCCACCUUGUCCAGUUUGUGCUGUGAGAGAAAUAAACAGAACUGAUGGAGGCACUCAGACCUCAGGUCCAGAAACUGCCAAAGAAACAAGUACAGAUGAGGAAAUACAAGCAGGUCCAGAAGCAGACAACAAAAAAGCAAUUACAGAUACAGAAAUAAAAGAUGGAGAAGUGCAAGACAUGAUUGGUGGUCUGGAAGAAAUGAGCAUUUCUGGUGGAGCCUCUAACCCUUCAGCAGGACCAGAAACAGCUGACAAAGAAACAAAUGCAGACACAGAAAUACAAGAUCUCAGCCGUCCUUCAUAUCCAGUUUGUACUUUGAAAGAAACAAACAGAACUUUUGGAGCCACUCAGACCUCAGCAUGUUCAGGAACAACUGGCAGGACACAAGGAGAGGUCGACCCUCCAUUGAUUCCAGUUUCUGCUGUGAGAGAAACAAACAGACCUGAUGGAGCCACUCAGACCUCAGUUCAAGAACCUGAUACCCAAGGAACAAGUACAAAUGAACAAAUACAAGGUCCCCAAGCAGCAAAUAAUAACACACGUCCAGAUAACGAAAUACAAGGAGAGGGCAGCUCUCCAUCGACUCCAGUUUCUGCUGUGACAGAAACAAACAGAACUGAAGGAGCCACUCAGGCCUCAGAUUGGGAAAAGAUGCUUGUAUGCAAAGUGACCAUCAAACCAGUUUCAUCUAAUUUUCCUUUGGGAACCAUAUUUAAAGAGAGAAUGUCUUCAGGACAAUAUUACUGGGAGGUGACUGGACUGACAGGACAAACAGCAACCACUCCAUCUUCAGAUAAGCGAUAUAAGUGUCCAACAUCCUGGUAUGUUGGAGUGACCAUUGAAACAGCAGAGAAGAGGAGAAAAGUUCUUUUAACUCCACAGAACGGCUACUGGGUUCUUCACUAUGAUGGAGAGAAAGGUUACUAUGUUAAUGAUCCCUCUCAGACUCCUGUUCUAGUGAGAGAUCGGUUCUCAAAGCUGGGAGUGUUUUUAGACUGUGAUGAACACAAGCUGUCUUUUUACGACUGUGAUAAACAGACACAUCUCUACACUUUCUAUGGUGUACCUUCAACAUCUCUGAUUCCACUUUUAUAUCCCGGACUCAAACCUCGAUAUACACUCGAAAUAUCUCAAACUGUGUGAAAAGUGAUGAACUUUAUCUACAGCAGUUUUGAUUGAAGAUCAGUUCCUGUAUCUGUACUGUAUGUUUUAUAAUAGUGACAAGAAUUACAAUGAAAGAAUGUAAUUAUACAUACAUCUGAAAAAAAAUGUAACAGUGCACAAAGUUAUGACUUGACUAUGCAUAUAUUUUAAUUUCGAACAAUGACAGUGCUUAAAAUGGGCUGUACAUAAGAUUAAUUUGUACUUAUUUUCAUGCACUGAGCAUUCUUUUGAGCAUUAUUUAUUUUUUAAUACCACACAACACAUAUAAAAAGGUAAUUCGGUUACUUUUAUGAAUCAGUGUGGUAUUAAAGACACAUUUAAAGGCUCUCAGAGAAAGGAAACAACAUUAGAAAUCUUGAAAGCACAAAAUGGUAUGAUAGAUCCAGUGUAUUUUUAUAAGUGAAAGGUAAAAACUAUACUUAACAUAAAGCCACCUCAUAAAAAAGGUAUAUAUUUAUGAAUUAAAACUGUUUGCAGAUCUUUCAUAAAUAUUUGUUAAAUUUCCACCUUUACAUCAUCAAAACAGCUGUUGUUUUGAAAUGCAGCCACUGUUUUACUGAACAUUUAUGCUUACAUAUUGUCGCUGUCAGAACAAAGCCUCAUAUCUCCCAGAAAGUAACUUUAUAGGAGAAGUAAAAACAUUUUUUGUUAAUGGAGAGGUCAUUUAUUCCAACUCAUUUUGGACUAUAUCUAUUAGUGGGUUCAUCAUGGAAUUUUGACACAAUAUGAAGGGUAACUGGAAAUUUCAAAAGUAUUUUAAAAAGAACGAAAAAUAUAUGAGAUAUGAGGUUUUGUAUUAACGACAACAAUAUGUAAUGCAUAAUAAGCCUUUAAAAUAUUUUCUAUAUCAUUUUGUUCUACACUUUGACGACAUUAUCUAGAAGAAAGCUCACUCCAGAAC
Molecule: messenger RNA, 3391 nt
Organism: Colossoma macropomum (tambaqui)
Lineage: Eukaryota; Metazoa; Chordata; Actinopteri; Characiformes; Serrasalmidae
Product: butyrophilin subfamily 2 member A2-like
Exons: 23
Coding region: 403-2469 (688 amino acids)
Molecular function (GO): protein binding
Source: RefSeq, a predicted model, not a curated record